UCGUCUGCUUAUUUCAAAGGUCAUUUCUGAAUGCAACAGUCCAAGGUCAGCCGUAGCCGAGAACGGAGCAAAGAAAAAUGGAAGGUAUAUUUUACACUCUGACUGAAACCGAGCUGAAAUGUUCUGGUCAAAAAUUGAGAAAGUUACCAACAGCCACAGACCAUGAAGGACUAGAUAUUGGUCAAAUAAAAUACAUGGAUCUGAGCUAUAACAAAAUUUCAACAUUGGAUGGCUUAGAAUCAUUUACUUCCUUAGAAACAUUGAUCCUUGAUUGCAACCGUAUCACUGAUGACAUUGAAUUUCCAUGUUGUAAAUCUCUGACUACAAUUUCAUUAAAUAAAAACCAAAUCUCCGAUUUGGAUCAUUUGCUUGGAAACUUAAAGAAAUGUGCCCCAAGACUUCGUUUCCUGAGUCUACUUGGAAACUCUGCUUGCCCACAUCAACUAAUGGGUUUAGACUAUGAUGAUAAUGAUUAUCAUCGUUACAGAUGUUAUGUCAUUUACUGCUUGCCAAGUUUAAAAUUUUUAGAUUCCACCACUGUUACCAGAGAGGAAAGGGAAGAAGCAAUUUUGAGGGGGAAAUACCUCAAAACUGUAAAACCCUUGUCAUUAAAAACACUUAUUUUCAUAGCAAGCCAAACCGAUGAGACAAGACCGAAAAGACUUUGUCCCCCUGCCACCUGCAAAGUUAAACAUAGCUCUACACAAAGGUAUUUAUGGAGCUUGCAGGUAUCGCUACACUGGGAAAAACUCCGAAGGAAACCGUUUUAUCCGUAACCAUGACCUUUAAACUCACAAAAGUAAUUAUAAGAUAAGAUGUUGUUGUUUUCUUCUCCGGAAUUUUAAUUGUAGUGUUUUAAACUUUGACGAUAAUGCAACAAUACACACUUCUACUUAG
Daphnia magna is the source of this 897-nucleotide messenger RNA. Its product is annotated as leucine-rich melanocyte differentiation-associated protein. The coding region runs from base 78 to 776 and encodes 232 amino acids. The record is from RefSeq and is a predicted model, not a curated record. The transcript is spliced from 6 exons. Lineage: Eukaryota; Metazoa; Arthropoda; Branchiopoda; Diplostraca; Daphniidae. Gene Ontology annotation, biological process: melanocyte differentiation. Gene Ontology annotation, molecular function: protein binding.